Molecule: messenger RNA, 2559 nt
Organism: Vigna unguiculata (cowpea)
Lineage: Eukaryota; Viridiplantae; Streptophyta; Magnoliopsida; Fabales; Fabaceae
Product: phospholipase D beta 1-like
Biological process (GO): phosphatidylcholine metabolic process; phospholipid catabolic process
Cellular component (GO): plasma membrane
Molecular function (GO): D-type glycerophospholipase activity; calcium ion binding
Source: RefSeq, a predicted model, not a curated record
AUGGCUCAUAUGGUUUAUGGUGAAACUCCAUCUUUUGGAGCUUCCCACCAUGGACAGGCUCAGCAAACUAUUCCGUUUCCGACCACCGGAACUUCCUUAAGGAUUCUGCUCUUACAUGGCAACUUGGAAAUAUGGGUCAACGAGGCCAAAAACCUUCCUAACAUGGACAUUUUUCACAAGAAAACGGGAGAUAUGGUUUCCAAGUUGUCCCGAAGACUUGGCGGCAAAGUCGAAGGCAUCAUGUCCAAAACUGGAACCAGUGAUCCCUACGUUACGGUGUCUGUGGCGGGUGCUGUGAUUGCCAGAACUUUUGUCAUCAGGAACACGGAGAACCCCGUUUGGACGCAGCGUUUCAACGUCCCCGUCGCACACCUUGCUUCUGAAGUCCACUUCGUCGUAAAGGACAGUGAUAUCGUGGGUUCUCAGAUAAUUGGAGCGGUGGGAAUUCCAGUGGAACAGUUAUGUAGUGGCACAAGAGUUGAUGGCUUUUUCCCUCUCGUUAGUACUAACGGAAAACCAUGUAAGAGUGGAGAAAAGUUGAGUUUAUCCAUUCAAUACACCCCUGUUGAAAAGGUGCCUCUAUAUAUCCAUGGAGUAGGUGCUGGUCCUGAAUAUCAAGGGGUCCCUAACACAUACUUUCCCCUUAGAAAAGGUGGAAAAGUUACACUUUAUCAAGAUGCUCAUGUUCAUGAAGGCUCCCUUCCCAGUUUGAAGGUGGAUGGGGAUGUGAAUUAUAAGCAUGAAAGUUGUUGGCACGACAUCUUUGAUGCAAUAAAACAGGCUCGUCGGUUGGUUUACAUUGUUGGGUGGUCGGUGUACUAUAAUGUUAGUCUCAUUCGGGACAUGGGUGAUGGAAAGGCUUACACUUUAGGUGACCUUCUCAAAGCUAAAUCACAGGAAGGUGUCAGAGUGCUGCUCCUUGUAUGGGAUGAUCCAUCUUCUGGAAGCUUGCUUGGAUAUAAAACGGUUGGACUUAUGAAGACUCAUGAUGAGGACACUCGCCAGUUUUUCAAGCACUCUUCAGUACAGGUUCUUCUUUGCCCACGAGCUGGUGGCAAGGGACACAGCUUUCUCAAAACGCAGGAAGCUGGAACAAUCUAUACCCAUCAUCAGAAAACAGUCAUUGUAGAUGCUGAUGCUGGUCACAAUAAAAGAAAGAUAAAAGCUUUCAUCGGAGGUCUUGAUUUAUGUGUGGGUCGAUAUGAUACCCCAGACCAUUCUCUCUUUAGAACUUUGCAGACAACACACAAAGAUGACUAUUAUAACGCUAACUUUGAGGGUCCUGUCACUGAUUGUCCAAGACAACCAUGGCAUGAUUUGCAUUCCCAAGUUGAUGGACCAGCAGCAUAUGACAUCCUCACCAAUUUCCAGGAGCGUUGGUUGAGGGCUAUAAAAAUGAAUAGAUUGCGAAGGAUGAAAAGCUCGCAUGAUGAUUCACUGCUUAAAAUUGAUAGAAUCGAUGACAUUGUUGGCAUUGAUAAUGUUCCUGGCCUUAAUGAAGAUAACCAGGAGACUUGGCAUACCCAGAUCUUCCGAUCAAUUGAUUCCAAUUCUGUGAAAGGAUUUCCAAAGCAACCAGAAGAUGCUAUAAGAAGGAACUUGGUUUGUGGGAAGAAUGUGCUGAUAGACAUGAGCAUACAUUCUGCUUAUGUCAAGGCAAUUCGAUCAGCCCAAAAGUUCAUCUAUAUUGAGAACCAAUACUUUCUUGGUUCAUCAUAUAACUGGGAUUCUUACAAGGACCUUGGUGCAAACAACUUAAUUCCAAUGGAAAUUGCAUUAAAAAUAGCGAGCAAAAUCAAACAGCAUGAGAGAUUCUCUGUGUAUAUUGUCAUUCCUAUGUGGCCUGAAGGAGUACCCAAAAGUAAAGCUACUCAGAGGAUUCUCUUUUGGCAGUUCAAAACAAUGCAAAUGAUGUAUGAAACGGUUUACAAGGCCUUACAGGAGGCUGGGCUUGAGAAUCAGUAUGAGCCACAGGACUACUUGAAUUUCUUUUGCCUUGGUAAUCGUGAGAUCCCUGACAAUAAUGUCUCAAAUGUUACAAAAACUACCGGAGAAAACAUACCACAGGCACUGACUAAAAAGAACCGAAGAUUCAUGAUUUAUGUUCAUUCAAAGGGGAUGAUAGUGGAUGAUGAAUAUGUGCUACUGGGGUCUGCAAACAUCAACCAGAGAUCCAUGGAAGGCACCAGAGAUACAGAGAUAGCAAUGGGAGCAUAUCAGCCUAAUCACACUUGGGCAAAGAAGCAUUCUAAACCUCGCGGACAGGUGCAUGGUUAUAGAAUGUCACUGUGGAGCGAACAUGUAGGAAGUGUGGAAGAAUGUUUUGAGGAGCCAGAGAGCAUUGAGUGUGUGAGACAUAUAAGGUCAUUGAGUGAACGUAACUGGAGACAGUAUGCAGCAGAUGAAGUAACUGAAAUGAAAAGCCAUUUAUUAAAAUAUCCGCUUGAAGUUGAUUCAAAGGGCAAUGUGAAGCCUCUUUCUGGCUGUGAGACAUUCCCAGAUGUUGGUGGGAACAUUAGUGGCACUUUCACAGUACUCAGAGAAAAUCUCACCAUCUGA